This is a messenger RNA of Planococcus citri (citrus mealybug), 5132 nucleotides long. RefSeq names its product anoctamin-8-like. Lineage: Eukaryota; Metazoa; Arthropoda; Insecta; Hemiptera; Pseudococcidae. The transcript is spliced from 16 exons. The record is from RefSeq and is a predicted model, not a curated record. Bases 402 to 3491 code for a protein of 1029 amino acids.
GUAAAUACUAAAUAGACACAUCGACGUACACAAUCGACAGAAUCCCUUGGGCCCAUGCGUUGUUUUUAUUGCGUUAUUUUUGUUAGUAGUGGUUUGGCAGACCAAUCAGAGACUUGAAUGCGUUUUUCUUCAUUUCCUCUGCCAAUUUUUUUUACGCAACCUACAGUAUCAACGUUAUUUGAUCCUGGGUAACUGCUUUUCUCGAGUCGCUAGAACAAACAAACUUUGAAAUUAAUUUUCCGAAUCGAGUGUUGGACAGUUCAAUGAUUGAUGCGCUGAUAACAUGAAGUUUUUGAAUCUUAUCGGAUUGUAAUUGAAUUUUUUCCUGGAGAUGUAUCAUAAUUACAUUUUUAUCAAACAUAUCUUACCUUUAACUUAGUAACUUAUCAAUCACUGGAAACAUGAACGAUAAUCCAUCCGAAAAUGUGAUAAGGCUAAGAUUGCCAUCAGCCAAAGAAACAAUGGAAUAUGCUUCAAAAUUCAUCAGAAGGACCAUUCCUCAAGCGGAAUAUUGGAUCACCAAUCGACAUCGUUGGAUGCAUAACAUUCCCACUGAAGAAUGCGAUGUAGUCGUUACUUUCCGAAUUGGUAUUGAAGAUACGAUUUUGAUGUGGUUAUUGACUCGUUUGAAAACCACAGGAUUGAAUGUUCGAGUCAGACACAACGCUGUGACCAAUUGUUACCAAUGUUAUUUGACAGCUCCUGUCCAUGUAUUAUUGAAAUGUGCUGAAGAGCACCAUUUACCAAAACGACUAAAUUCUGAUUACGGCGGUGGUUUAAAAGAAUUCGUUCGUUCUGAAGAAAACAAAUUUGAAGGAUUUGACAACGAAAUGGAAUUUUUCACGAUGCAGGAAAGACAAUGGCUGAUUCAACGAUUGCUUGAAACAUUACGAGCUCACUCCUAUGAAGAAGUAGAAAACACCAAGUUUAUUGAAGGCCAAGCAAUAAUUCCCAAGUGCCUUUCAAGCGGUAUUAUUUCUCAAAUUUAUCCUGUUCAUGAAAUGCAAACACUGAAAUAUUUACGAAAAACCUGGGUUCGUUCGGUGUUCAAUCGACAACCAAUAGACGAUAUUGAAGAAUAUUUCGGUGUGAAAAUAGCUUUAUACUUCGCUUGGUUGGGUCAUUACACGAGAACGUUGACCAUUCCUGCUGUCGUUGGGUUAAUAUUUUGGAUGGUUAGCUUUUGUCGUCUGAACCAAUCCAUUGCUGAUAUAGGAUUCGUGCUGUUCUCUUUUUUCAAUGUAAUAUGGUUUAAUAUAUAUUUACAAGCCUGGAAGCGUUACUGCGCCGAAUUAGCUUACAAAUGGGGUACUCUAGAUCAACGUGAUGAACUAUUAUUGGAACCCAGACCUUUAUUUACAGGACCUUUGGAAGUAAGUCCUGUAACGGGUCGAUUGGAACCGCAAUAUCCGUCGUGGAAAAGAAACAUAUUUCGAUACCUCGUUAGCCUUCCUAUUAUUGGUAUUUGUAUCAGUAUUGUCGUCGGAAUAAUGGUACUCAGUUUCAAGUUCCAGGAUUGGUGGGAUAAAAAAAUCAUCAGCGGUAGUUACUUUCAAUGUUUUACAUUCGUACCUAAAAUUCUUCUUGGUAUUGUGAUAUCUUUCUUGGAUGAGGUAUACUACAAAGUAGCCAGAUGGCUCAACGAUAAAGAAAACUAUCGACUAGAUAGAGAAUUUGAAAACAACUUAAUCGUCAAAGUUGCUACGUUCCAGUUCGUGAACUCGUUUAUUUCCUUAUUUUACAUCGCAUUCUAUUUACAAGAUCAAGAAAGAUUGAAAGUUCAACUCGCCGUGCUUUUAAUCACACGUCAAAUCAUUCAAAACAUCAAAGAAUCAGCGUUACCAUAUUUAAUUGAACAAUUUCGUUUGGCUAAACUGAGCUUUGACAUAUUUGGCGCGCUUAGUCCUUCUGUGUCGAAAGAGAAACGUCAAUUUAGCGAUUACUUUAAAAGCAAGGAUAAAAGGAAGCAUACCGAAUCAAGUACCAUACCACAAGCUGAAGUAGAAAGCACACUUUUCAAAUACGAAGGUACUUUUUCGGAGCAUUUGGAAAUGUUUAUACAGCUUGGAUAUGUAGUUCUGUUCUCGUCUGCGUUUCCGAUGGCGGCUCUGUGCGCUUUUAUUAAUAAUUUAAUUGAGAUAAGGAGCGAUGCUUUUAAAAUGUGCUUCAUAUAUCAGAGACCCUUCGGAGAACGAGUGUCGAAUAUUGGGAUGUGGCUGAAUACUAUGGAAGUUAUGGGUUUAAUAGCUAUAUUGGUCAAUUGCGCGCUGAUUGGGUUAUCUGGUCAAGUUCAUAGGAUGUUUCCAGAUAUAUCGAAGACGCAAACCAUUUUAUUAAUCGUAGCUUUAGAACACAUAAUGUUAUUGAUAAGAUUUCUGAUAUCCUGCCUGAUUCCGGAUAAACCUCAAUGGGUCGCUACAGAAAUGGCCAAAGUGGAAUUCGCAAGACGAGAAGCAGUAAAUCGUUUGUCUUCGGCUACAACAACCCCUCCUUCAUCCGGCACCGCUAUCGUGAUUCCAAAUAGUAAUAAUUCCAGCUGCGAUAUUCAAGAUAAUAUAUUUACCGAAGAAUUAAAGGUUCCACUUGGAACUGAUAGCACAAGUAGAAGAAGUUCGUGCGAUUCAUUCCACGCAGCUGAAGACUCCGUGUCCGAUUUCAAACCAACAGACACCAUCGAAUCAGAUUUAUCUCAGUCGAUCGACAAUAUUGAUCGAUUAUUGCAAAACAUCGAUGAAGAACAAGAAACUGGCAAGGUGAUGAAACGUGGCAUCUCUCGCGAAUCCGGAAGCUCGAGCGAUUUUACCGGCGCUUCUGUAUCAUCAGAGCCAGGCAUCCCUAAAAAGAGUUUCAUAAAUAAAGUCAGAGAUCACAAAUCGAAUCCAGUGAAUUUAGUGAAAUCUACUAAAGAUUGGGCGGUCAGCACAGACGAGCAUUUGAACAGACAACCUAGCUCGUCAUCUCACGCGGGAUCUUGGUACAAAAACCUCGGCUCUCGUAAAAUAGCGUCCAAUUUAGAGAAAAACUACGGCACUCAUCUUAGCACGAGUUGUAUUCCUUCGGCUCAAAAAGAAUCCGCUUCCGAAACCGUGCUACCUCAGCUUCCUUUAAAAACUAAACAUCUACCGGAUGAAAGGCUCGAUUCGGCCGGUAGCGAGACAUCUUCUGCUACCGAAGAAGUUUCGACCGAUCCGGUGGAGAAAAAGAAGAAGCUGAAAUCCGCUCUGAUCAAAAGAGCCCGUAGUGUGGCUGUGUUUUCGUUGAAACUUAAAGAAAAACGUGCCAAAGCCGAGUUGAAAGAAGCAGAAAAGGCCAAAGAGAAAAUCAGCCCUAGAACGGAAAACAUCAUGGUUGGAGGUGAACUGUCGUGCGUGCCGAUUGAAAUGCUUAUAUCGAUCGACGAUGUUAAUUCGAAAUAUCCUCAGUAUAAAAAAAAUUCGUCCGCGUCCAGCUCUAAAGCCGGAACCCCCACCGUACCUUUUGCGAAUCGUUAGUAAUUUUCAAGUCAGUACAUGUCGUUACAGCUUUCAACAAGAAAAAAAAACGACGCGAAGUGUUAGAUUAUUUAUAUCAGAUUUGAGGAGAUGGAAUUCCGGUGACGAUGAGUUACAUAUCGAUUUUUAUUACCCUAUGUGGAAAGUCACGCAAAUAGCUAAUGGGAGCUCAUUAUAGGUAUGAUAUUUCACGUAUAGGUAGUUUUUCAGCUCGGAUUUCGAUUUAUCGGUCAAUUGAAUGAAUUCGAGAUUUGCCUCUGAAUUUCCUUUGUAUUUUUGAAAAUCUUGCAAAUGAUAAUACUGAUGACUGUUUGAAAUAAUUUGAUUAUGAAUCAAUCACCUUGCUGGUAUUUUUUUUUUCACAAAAUAAGUUUGUUUCCUGAUCAAUUUCAAAUUUUCUACGUGGAUGGAUUUAUUUUAAAAAUUUAUUAAGAACAGAGAAGAGUAAAUUACUCUUCCGAGUAGUUAUUUGUCCUUUUGAGUAGGUAACGUCCUAUCAACACCCAUCUAAUCUCCCUCAUUUGAACUAAUACCUAUAUUCACCCUAGCAUAUCACAUUCAAAUUGCUAACAUUUCGAUUGCCUCACUGCACAUCUCAAACCGUCUCUUCUGUUAGAUUUUUUCUAAAAUCUAGCUAAGUAUAGUUUUUUAUUUUUACGUGAUUACAAAUUUCAUUGUGCCUUGCUGGUCGCGCAAUAUUAUUACUUUGUUAAUUUUAUACUACCUGUCGAUUAUUCGAUGUAUUAAAUUAUUAAUACUCGCUUUUUAUCGCACAUUGUAGGCUUUAGAAAAAAGCUGAAAACGUUUAAAGUGAUAAUAAUUAUCAAUGUAUGCUCUGCUAGUCAUUAUUUACUUAAGAGUUUCAAAAAAUAGGUACUUAAUUUCAUUCGUGCUGUGAAAAUCAUAAACAAUGUCGAGCAUUAAAAAUAACGCGCGUCUUUUAUUGACAUCGAUAAACGAUGAUGAUAAACAAGCUAAAUUAAUUCAGUUACUUCAAAUUUUCGGUGUAAUAUUGUAUACAGUCUGUCACAAAAAUUUUUCUUCAAAACAGGCGAGGAUGAAUUUUGACGAGUCUUGAAAAAAUUAUCUUCAUUGAUUUCAAUUUUUUGACACCAAGAAAUAUUUUUGAGUGAUACCGAAAAAUACUUCACCGACAUAUAACUAUCGCUUUAGAACACUCAAUAAUUUAUACUUUUCAUAUUUUCGUAUUGCAGGUCUUCUAAUAAGAAGGGGUAAUAUUCGUUUUUUAGAAAUUAAUCUGGGUGCCUUAUUUACCUAUUUUAUAUUUUUCGUUAUGUUAUGCUUUAAGACUGUUGAUUUCUCUCUCUCUCUUUGUUUUUUGUUAACGCCGGCGUUUUUUUUUCUUUUUUUUUACUAACGGGGUUUUGAAGAAAAAAAUAAAUGACGCUGGAUCUGAAAAUUCCUAUGUUAUCAGUAUUAAAAAAAUUUAUCCGAUCGUUGAAAACGUGAUAAAGAAUUACUUAUUUUUCAUAUUUGUAUAAUAGGUGUUUACUUUUUGUUUUGUUAUAUGAGAACGUAUCAAUUUUAAAGAAAAUUAAAUCUACUUUUAAAAAACGCUUACUAGAUUACUAAGUAUCGUUGAUUAUUUUACAUUUUUAUUAAAUAUAUCUUUACAGUUAA